Thyridium curvatum is the source of this 1434-nucleotide messenger RNA. RefSeq lists its product as uncharacterized. Gene Ontology annotation, molecular function: structural constituent of ribosome. Gene Ontology annotation, cellular component: mitochondrial small ribosomal subunit. The record is from RefSeq and is a predicted model, not a curated record. Gene Ontology annotation, biological process: mitochondrial translation. The transcript is spliced from 2 exons. Lineage: Eukaryota; Fungi; Ascomycota; Sordariomycetes; Thyridiales; Thyridiaceae. The coding region runs from base 1 to 1434 and encodes 477 amino acids.
AUGGCUUCCGCCAACUGCUGGAAGUGCCUCCUGAGGCCUUCCAGCGGCCUCCCUGUCGCCCGCCUAGCAGCUCCGACACCCAUCAUCGCCUUCACCACGGCGCCCUUCUCGACGUCUGCCAUGCUCAGCGCGAAGGGCCCGCCCAAGAAGCUUGCCGCCAAGGACUCUGCCAAGGGCCAUAUCAGGGCCGGGAAGCGCAUGAGGCUGGGCAAGUUCAAGAAGAAGAAGGAGGUCGACCGUGGCAAGCCCCCUGGACCGGGCGAGCGCAAGGCCUUCCGGAAACGCAUACAGCUCAGCAACAACAACGCCCUCGCCGUACCGGACCUGCAGCCUCUGACAAAGGAGGCCAUGGCAGACCGCCAGGCCGCCGGUGCCGUCCUGGCCGUGCCGGAUGCCGCCGUGGACCAGCUGAGAACGCUCGACGCUUUCAAGCCGACCCAGUGCUGGGGUCUCUUCCGGCAGCCGAGCGUGUUGCUGCGAUCCGAGACCGUAGAUCUGGUGCAAAAGAUGCAGCAGGCUGCCGGAAACAAGGAGGCUCUGCGACUGGUAGUGACGGGAGAUCGCAUCUCGGGCAAGAGCAUGCUCAUGCUGCAGGCCAUGGCCAAUGGCCUCCUCAACGACUGGGUGGUCAUCAACAUCCCCGAAGCCCAGGAAUUGACGACGGCGAGCACCGAGUACAGCCCCCUCUCCAACUCCAACCCCGUGCAAUAUCUCCAACCAGUCUACACCUUCAAGCUCCUCCAGGCGAUACGCAACGCCAACGAAAAGGUGCUCUCGUCGCUCAAGACGGUCAAUGAGCACCCGAACCUGCAGAUGCACGUCCCCUCCGGCAGCAGCCUCUUUACCCUGGCCUCCGCCGCCAGGGAGGCCGACCAGGCCUGGGCCGUCUUCCAGGCGCUCUGGGCCGAGCUCACGGAGAAGGACGCCGGCCGGCCCCCCGUCAUGGUGGCCUUGGACGGCCUCGCGCACAUCAUGAAGGUCAGCGACUACCGCAACGCUGCCUUUGAGCCGAUCCACUCGCACGACCUCGCCCUCGUGCGCAUGUACGUCGACCUCCUGACGGGCGCCACCAAGUUGCCCAACGGCGGCGCCGUGCUCGCCGCCACGAGCCGCGGCAACAGCCCCACGACCGCCUCCAUGGAGCUCGCGCUCGCGCGCCGCCAGGCGGCUCAGCAGGGCAAGGAGGUGCCGCCCGCGGACCCCUACUUCAAGGGCUACGACGAGCGGGUCGAGGCCGCGCUGAGCAACGUCGAGGUCAUGGGGCUCCAGGGCGUCAACAAGGCCGAGGCGAGGUCGCUCAUGGAGUACUGGGCCGCCAGCGGCCUGCUGAGGGCCAAGGUGGACGAGAAGGCGGUCACCGGCACGUGGAGCGUCAGCGGCAACGGCGUCGUCGGCGAGAUGGAGAGGGCGGCGCUGCUGAACAUGCGGCUGUGA